UUUCUGAUUCCAGAGCCUAAACCUUCGAUUAAUGCACAUCUUUAGGGGGAACCCACAUAGCUAGACUGGGCUUUAGAAGAGAGUUAAUUUUGUUGGAGCACGAAAAUAGAAGCUAUAGGUGCAUCUUCAACUGCAUUGAGGUAAAACUGUAAUUAGUUCUAUACAGGUGGUUGCCAGAGGCAAAAGUAAUCUAAGCCCAAGAGCAGCUAAAAGGCCGGACUUGGAAAGGUCAGCACUGCAGGAAGCUUUGCCAAAGCCUCAAGAAGAAGUCUGUCAUGCCUUGGACAGCCUGUGUGAGCGCCAAGCUGGGAGUCAAAAAGAGGCAGAGGAGCCCGAAGCGCGUGGCUUCCUUCCAGGGACCAAGCCCUGCCAGGAAACCCCAGGUGGUUGCUUGCGAGACAAGCUGGAGGAGCAACGGGAGAAAACAGUAGAAAGCAGGCCUAGGCCAACUGUAUCCCACUCUGAGUGUCCUCCAGGCCACGGGGACUCCUGACUAUUCGUCUUAUGCCUCCUGGAAGGACUGUCAUCUAAUAUCCCUCUUCCGUAACAUAGGUGUGCUCUCUCUGGGGCUCUCCUUUUCUCUUAGGAGGUCAAUGACCCUAGAAUCCCUUUCUUUUUAGGGGGUUGGAGGGCACCCUUCUAAGUUGCCCCUCGUAGUAGCCACUUCUUCCUUGGAUGAGAGGGUUGGGUGGAACCCUCCUGCUCCGAUGAUGGAGGGCUUCUUUUACAAGCUCCCCACCCUCUCUGGGCUCUGGGUGGUGACAGAGUUCUAGUUCAACAAUGCCACGCCCUCGGUCCAAUAGCUUCCCUCGUUCUCUCAGAGGGCAGCUCCAUGGAAACCAAAACAUCACAACUCUAUGAAGUAUCGCGAGAAGCGCUGUUGCACUCGCGGCCGAGGAGAGGCGGAGCGAGGGCGGGAAGGCUGAGAAGAAGUGGGAGGAGCCUGGGCGCUUCCUAGGUUCGGGUGGGAAGACAGUUCCUCCAGGCGGCGCCCCCGCGUGACUGCGCUUUACAUAAUCGCGGCCUCGCGCGUCACAGUGGCGUACUCCAGUUCAGACCGAAUCAGUGUCGCCAAAAGCUCCGUGUUCCGCCCCUUCCUGCUUGAUCGACGUUGAAGUGAACCAGUGAACAGGCAUCUAGCACCAACGCGCCCGCCCCAGCCCGCCCGGGUCCGCCCCGGUCUGCCCGCGCCGGCCCUCCCGCCUGCCGCAGCCCGCAGCCUGCUGCCGCCUGGUUGUGCCUCAGACUGUCAGAUAAAGCUGUGGGCCGGCCGGCGGGGCGGUGAGCACGGCCCGGGCCGGACAUGGCGGCGCUCUACGCCUGCACCAAAUGCCACCAGCGCUUCCCCUUCGAGGCGCUGUCUCAGGGGCAGCAGCUGUGCAAGGAAUGUCGGAUUGCACACCCUGUUGUGAAGUGCACCUACUGCAGGACUGAGUACCAGCAGGAGAGUAAAACCAAUACAAUAUGCAAGAAAUGUGCUCAGAAUGUGCAGUUGUAUGGAACGCCCAAACCUUGUCAGUAUUGCAACAUCAUUGCAGCAUUUAUUGGCAAUAAAUGCCAGCGUUGCACAAAUUCAGAGAAGAAGUAUGGACCACCCUAUUCUUGUGAACAGUGCAAGCAACAGUGUGCAUUUGACAGGAAAGAUGAUAGAAAGAAGGUAGAUGGGAAAUUGCUGUGCUGGCUGUGCACACUUUCAUACAAACGGGUCCUUCAGAAGACCAAAGAGCAGAGGAAACACCUGAGCAGUUCUUCUCGUGCUGGCCAUCAGGAGAAGGAGCAAUACAGUCGCCUGAGUGGUGGUGGCCAUUAUACCAGCCAGAAAACACUUUCUACAUCUUCAAUUCAAAAUGAAAUCCCAAAGAAAAAGUCCAAGUUUGAGUCCAUCACAACUAAUGGAGACAGCUUUUCCCCAGACCUGGCUCUGGACUCACCAGGCACUGACCACUUUGUCAUCAUUGCCCAGCUGAAGGAAGAAGUGGCUACCCUAAAGAAGAUGUUGCAUCAAAAGGAUCAAAUGAUUUUAGAGAAAGAGAAAAAGAUUACAGAGUUGAAGGCUGAUUUUCAGUACCAGGAAUCUCAGAUGAGAGCCAAAAUGAACCAGAUGGAGAAAACCCACAAAGAAGUUACAGAACAAUUGCAGGCCAAAAACCGAGAGCUCCUGAAGCAGGCAGCUGCCUUGUCCAAGAGCAAGAAGUCUGAGAAGUCAGGAGCUAUCACCUCUCCGUGACAGACCAUGAGGAGGCUCCCUAGCAAUGGCAAAUGGAGUUGUCCUGGGUUAGGGUUGGCGACCUGGUCGUUCUCUGGGAAUUGCAGGCUUUCUUAAGAAAUCUCUAUUUUAUUACAGUUAUCCUUCUUUGUGUGAUUGCAGUGGGCUGAAUGGAAACACCUGGUUUGUGCUGUGUUAUGACUGCAUGCUUGAGUGUUUGGAGUUUCAAGCUCUCUUUCUCUUUCUCUCUCUUCUAGAACCUCCUCCUCCUCCUCCUCCUCUUCCUCUUCUUCUUCCUCUUCCUCUUUCUCUUUCUCUUCUCUCUUUCUCUCUCUUUUGGUAAUACUCUUUUUUUUGUGGUAGUCACUGCUCAGUGUAAUGUGCAGAAUGAUUUUUUUUUGGUCCAUCAUUGCAUCCUGCCAUACCCAUGAGCAAAUUGUUUGGCAUUAAUUAUAUACACUGCCACCUUCUGAACUUUGAAAACUGCCACCUUAAGUCUUGGUACAAUGGAAGAGGCUUUCUCUCUCCAAUAAACCUUUUGCUUCAGGGUAUCUCUUGGGUUUUUUUCCAGAUAUAUUAUGUAUGAACUUUGUACUAUGUAUAGCCAGAGUUUUAUUUAUUUUUUAAAAAAGAAACUUUUUCUUGAUAAAGGAAUAAUGGUAGCCUAGCCAGUCCUUCUUGUAAAAGUUAUGCCUCUUGAAAAAAUAUAGUCCUAUUCUCUAGCUUUUAGUAAAAGAAUCAGAUCUUUUCUUUCUUGUUACCUUGGAGUCUUAAAAACUGAUUGCUAAGGUGAAACAAUUCAAUGCAUAAGUAUGGAGUUAAGUGCCUUUUGGAAGAUUUCUUGGAAGAAUAUUUAAGGAGAUACUUAAGGGAGAUAGCAAAGAUUUGAAUAGUCUGUCUUUUUAAGUAAGGACAGAAAGAAAGGUUGUCCAGGUUGUACUGGACACUUCCCUCCCCUACCCCUUUCCUGAUUGUUUUAUGUGAUUGAUUUUAAAUUCUCACACUGCCACUUCUUUUUAAAAAUAUAUCCUUUAUUUGCUUAUAUCAGUUGUCAUACUGAGCUAAUGUCAGAGAACUUUUUUUUACAUGAGAAGAUUAAAAAUAGGAUAAUAUUUGAACCAUAGAGCAUUUCUGGUGUCAGCACAAGCUGCUCAAGUAAGGACUCUGAGUCCAACUGGGAGAAGUGAUAUCACCAUACUUCUCCCCACUCCUCCUCACCCACCCAGCUUGUAUACUUCCCGCUUUGAAUGGAAAGGUGGAAACAGGUACUUCUUAGAAGCACGUGGCCUUAGCCAGAGUCGUGUGUACCCUGUUUUUCCUUCUUGACCCAAAAGGCACAUGGAUUUACUUUUCCAGGAAAGGGGAUAGAUUUGAAUUUACCCAUACUCUCAGGUCCUCUAUGUGGUGUUUGUGAAAGGAGUUAGGGAUGUAUUGUUGUGUCAUGAAACAGAGCAAAAUUAACUAUCCUGGAAUUAUUAAUGCAGAGUAUACUAGAGUUAAUCAUGAGGGCAGAUCACAUUUGUACCUCAGUCUACCAAAAUAGUAGCAGUAAAUUUAACUUUCUAGGCAUCUCCUAGAAACAGAUGCUCUAUAAUUUGUGAUAGCAUUCUCAUAAGUGGAGCCAUGCAUGUAAUUGUACUGAAAUGUGGAAAUGGAUAGCUUCCUUCUGAUAAGAGAUACAAUGGACCAUAUUGCUUAUAUAUCACCCUAGUAGGGAAUGUAAUUCCCUUCUAAGCAAGGGAAAUGGCAGUGCUAAAUAGUUUUAUAACUUUUUGAAUGAGAAACUUUUAGGUACAGAUAAACUGUCAGAUAGUAUUUUUCAGAUUCAUUUGCAUUGACUAUGGGGAAAAGAUUGUGAAAAAUGAUAGUCAUGGUUUUUUUUUUUAAUUUUAAAGACUGAAAUUCUGUUAUGUGAAGUUUGACAAUAUAAAAACACAUAUUUAGUUUUAUACUAAAUCCUUUUUUAAGGUCUUGGCAUUUAAUAUAAAGGAAAUCCACACAUUUUCUAACUUUCCGUAAGUUCCAAAAAGGGAAGGAAGAAACCUCAGACUUGAAAUUUUGAUUUUUAAAAAUCAUGACACUGUUUUACCAUGAAAUUGAGUAGCUAAUUUUUGGUAACACUUUUUGUUUCUUUGUAUGUUUGUAAUAAUGGACAUUUUAAAACACAGGAAUGUUUUAGUUUGUACAGACUUUCACAAAUGUGUGUUAAUAAAAAUUCAUAUUGACUCAAG
Messenger RNA from Microcebus murinus (gray mouse lemur), 4437 nucleotides. RefSeq names its product family with sequence similarity 76 member A (gene FAM76A). The record is from RefSeq and is a predicted model, not a curated record. NCBI's taxonomy places the organism in Eukaryota, Metazoa, Chordata, Mammalia, Primates, Cheirogaleidae. Gene Ontology annotation, cellular component: nuclear speck.